UUACGAUCGCUGAAGAAAAAGGCGCUAAAUUAAUUAAAACGAUUUAAAAAUAAAUUAAUUAUGAGCAUAAUUUUAUCUAUCCUGUAAUACUUGUGCAGUUACAUACAUAGCUCAUACUAACCACUUACCUUGCAUACAUCAGCGGUUUACUAAUCUGCACAAAGCCUGUGUGGUGCACUGCACAAGUGGCACUUUUUGUUCGCACCGAAAAUUGAAUCCCUAAUCCCUUCACGGAAUGAAGAAACUCCAUAUAAAAUGCCGGUGCGACGAAGGCCUUUCAACAUUACAACCACUUGUGGGACGUGCCAUAGAGUAACUUAGGCACGACUUAGCGUCCACGCGCGCUCAGCUGUUCGAGGACCCGUCCAAGACGUUCCAGAACAUGACGUUCGACAUGGUGAACCGCGGCAGCUACAACGCCACCGAGUGCGUCGUCGACAUGCUCAACUGCUGGGAAGCCGUCAAGCCGGACAAGAUCUGCACGUACUGGUACUGGUACGCCAGCAUCUGCAGCAUCAUGCGCGAGUUCUGCGCCGAGUGGCUCGGCGACCAGGACAAUUUCUACAAAAAGUUCAGCAUAACUCAAGGCAUGUGCUUGUACAACUCGGAACAGAUGUGGUCGUAAUCAAAAUCAACGUGAACGCGCGUCUCGCUUGCACUAAACCCUAAAGUAGAGGAUAUAAUUUUUAG
Ostrinia nubilalis (European corn borer) is the source of this 690-nucleotide messenger RNA. RefSeq lists its product as uncharacterized. The record is from RefSeq and is a predicted model, not a curated record. The coding region runs from base 383 to 625 and encodes 80 amino acids. The transcript is spliced from 4 exons. Lineage: Eukaryota; Metazoa; Arthropoda; Insecta; Lepidoptera; Crambidae.